Messenger RNA from Aspergillus steynii IBT 23096, 1200 nucleotides. Its product is annotated as exosome non-catalytic core subunit CSL4. Gene Ontology annotation, biological process: RNA processing. Gene Ontology annotation, molecular function: RNA binding. The record is from RefSeq and is a predicted model, not a curated record. The transcript has a single exon. The coding region runs from base 81 to 812 and encodes 243 amino acids. Gene Ontology annotation, cellular component: cytoplasm; nuclear exosome (RNase complex). Lineage: Eukaryota; Fungi; Ascomycota; Eurotiomycetes; Eurotiales; Aspergillaceae.
GACGAAGCUCUUAUUGCUCUCCUCAGCGGCUUUCCCUUUCUUAUUUCUCCCAUCCCGUCCCUCACGACCGGCCAUACAACAUGACAAGCACAUUACCAGCUCUAGCUAUACCCGGCCAACGCCUGGGCCCAGUGACCUCCUACUCUGCCGGGCCCGGCACCCACGUGCAGAAUGCCAAUAUCUACGCUUCCAUCGCCGGCCCCGUUGUCGUCGACCCGGCGCAACCCAGCUCGAAAGCCAAGUCGACCCUCAGCGUGUCGCGGAGCAUCACCCGCCAACCCGGCCCUGCCUCCGACUCCACGACCGCCAAACCCAAACUGAAAUACAACACCCUCCCGGCCGUCGAAUCCGUCGUCCUGGCGCGCGUGACGCGCGUGCAAAAGCGCCAGGCCACCGUCUCCAUCCUCGUCGUGCUCGACGACUCCGCCAGCUCGCAGCUGCUGAACCCUUCGCAGACCACCUCCGACAACGAUAACAUCGCCUCGAUCCUCUCCUCGGCCGCCAACCCCGAGAACCACAGCAGUUCGGACGAGUUGCGUUUCCAGGCGCUCAUUCGCAAGGAGGACGUGCGGGCUGUCGAGAAGGACCGCGUCGUCAUGGACGAGAUGUUCCGGGUUGGGGAUAUUGUGCGUGGGACCGUCGUGUCGCUCGGUGAUCAGAGCUUCUACUAUAUCACUACGGCGAGGAAUGAUCUGGGCGUUGUCAUGGCGCGCAGCGAGGCGGGGAAUAUGAUGUUCCCGGUUAGUUGGAAGGAGAUGAGGGAUCCGGCGACUGGGGCGGCGGAGCUGAGAAAGGUUGCGCGGCCGUUUUGAUUGAGUGGGGAGUUUGUGUGGCGGCAAUCACGCACCGUGAAUUGUGGCCAUUUGCACCUUCAUACCGUCUUAAGAGCACCGGGACGCUCUGGCUUGCUGCCUGGACUGUCGCUGAUGAUGGGGGCCGACUGACUUGACCUGGGAGAUCUGGGCUGUCGUCCGAGCAGUCCGAAAUAGACAGACGCAUCACUCGGCCAGGAACUGACAAGGUGUCGAGUCCUCCGGAGGAGCAGCGAUAUUUGACACUCUACAUAGAGAACCAUAGGAGGUUCUGGCAUGCUCAUCGCACAUCCUGUGAUGGUGAGCUGAUGAAUUUACGAACCACCAAAUCAAUUCUUGUCUUCCCUCGAGGAGACAUAACUAAUGGAAUACAUCAAAAUAUCCCAUG